Molecule: messenger RNA, 1194 nt
Organism: Grosmannia clavigera kw1407
Lineage: Eukaryota; Fungi; Ascomycota; Sordariomycetes; Ophiostomatales; Ophiostomataceae
Exons: 2
Coding region: 1-1194 (397 amino acids)
Biological process (GO): DNA replication
Cellular component (GO): nuclear origin of replication recognition complex
Molecular function (GO): DNA binding
Source: RefSeq, a predicted model, not a curated record
AUGAACCGCUCCACGGACCAGUCGCUGCAGUCGUUGCUGCCGACGCACAACGGCACGUUUUCGCCGCAGCUGACCGACCUGGCCGGCUCGCUGCUGGCGCAGUCGCGACACCGUGUCAGCACGUUGAAGGCGGACGAGGAGGUUGCGCGACCGUAUGCAUGUGCACACAUUGCCUGUGACCGGCUCAAGACCGUGCUCAACCUGCCGCCGAUCGAGCCGCGUCCACCGAUUCAGCCACGACUGUACAAGCGUCUGUACGCGCAUCUCAACACGGUGCUGCAGCCGACACCGGCCCAGCGAGACAACCAGACGCCGCGGAAAGACGGGCCACAACGGGACGUCGCUGUCGGGACGCCAUUCCGCACGGCCACGCCUAAGCGGCGGCCGGCAAGGACGCCACGGCCGACGGCCAAAGGCAGCACGACCAUCUACAGCCCACAGAAGAGGCCAGGCGGCCCUGCAUCGGUGUCUGUGUUGGUGUCCGUGCCGCCGCCUUGGCUGCGGCCGACGGUCCGGUUCGUGUGCAGCACGCUCGGCCACGCACGCCUGGCGCCCACCGUGGCAGCCGGCCUGUCGGCCAUCCUGCGAGAGGCAGCCGAGCAGAGCAAAAAGACAGCCAGCAGCGGCGUUGACGACGGCGAGACCGAGCCGGGCAGCCCGGCCUGGGUGGCGGGCAGCUUGACGGCGCUGGCGGCAACGCUCUACUACUACUGCAUCAAGUCGUGGCAGGCCAGCCAGGAUGUCGGGCCGAUGGACAAGACGCAGUACAACACAGACGAGCGGACCAUCAUGGACGUGUUCCAGAAGGCGCGGGAGGGCGGCGUGCAGCUGGAGGGCGGCGCCGGCGACGUCUGGGAGAAGACUGGCUGGCACGACCUGACACGACACAGCUUCCGCGAGGCGCUGCUGGCGGUGUCAGACCGCAAGUGGCUGGAGAGCGACUGGUUCCGCGACAUCCAGCAGCUGCGAGACGUGGCCGGCAGCGACUACAGCGAGGGGGGCGACAGCAACGACAACAACAACGAUGACGAUGACGAUGACGAUGCGGCCAUUCCCACGCACACAUGGCGGUCCGACAGCAUGUUCCAGGAGCGGUAUGACCUGCUCAGCGAGACGCGACGGCAGGACUAUGGCGACUGGAAGAAAGAGAUGUUGCAGCGGUUGAGGGAGGGGACGAGAACAGGAGGAGAGUAG